This is a messenger RNA of Xylaria bambusicola, 1523 nucleotides long. RefSeq lists its product as uncharacterized. Gene Ontology annotation, molecular function: ubiquitin protein ligase activity. NCBI's taxonomy places the organism in Eukaryota, Fungi, Ascomycota, Sordariomycetes, Xylariales, Xylariaceae. Gene Ontology annotation, cellular component: nucleus. The transcript is spliced from 2 exons. The record is from RefSeq and is a predicted model, not a curated record. The coding region runs from base 183 to 1304 and encodes 373 amino acids.
AGGUAUCCGCGCUAUCGAAAUACCUAGGCGGUUGAACGGGAUCAUGCCGGGCACCUGCAUUGAAAUCACCUAGGUGAACCUGAGCUUACAAAGUAGAUAUAGAAGAAUAUAAACAUAAACAACGCCCAUGGAAGCGGGCUUUUCACUCCUUCCACCAUAUUCCGCCUCAGCUCUACACAACCAUGUCUCACAGUAAACGCAACACCUCCCGCGCAGUCUUCACUUCGUACGAGCGGGAUCAAGCGCGCAAGUCAUGGGCGUCGACCUCUGCGCGCCUCAACCGCGAUAGUUUUCUCCCUUUCGACGCCUGCCGCCUGUGUCUGGAGACAGCUAUCGACCCCGUAUCAUGCACCCACGGUGACAUCUUCUGUCGCGAGUGCGCCCUCAGCAACAUCCUAGCACAGAAAAAGGAGAUCAAGCGCCUGGGGAAGCUCAAGACGCAGGAAGAUCGUGACGCCCAGGAGCGCCAGGUCCAGCUAGAUGCCGAGGCUCACGAGCGGGCAGUGCGCGAGUUCGAGAUGACGCAGAACGGGCUCGAUGUGCGAUCGCGAAGCACUUCUACCCCGAGACUAGCUUCCGCGACCCAGAGGGAAGGAUCUUCAGCCGUCGAAGGCAGUGAUCGUCCCAACGGUGCCGGAAAGCGCAAGUUCGAAAUGGACGAGGACGAGAUACAGCGCAUAGCAGCCGACGACCGAGCCAAGGCGCGGAAAGCCAUUGACGACGAAAAGGCGGCCCAACCAACUCUACCUUCAUUCUGGGUUCCCACCGUGACGCCCUCGAGUAAUACCCGGGACACCCUCCACGAGGUCGUCAAGAAGACGAAGACGAGCCCCGUCUGUCCCGCGUCGCCCGAGGACAAGCCCCAUGCGUAUUCGCUGCACUCGCUAGUGACCAUCGACUUCACCACCGACAAAGACGGCGAUAGCAAGAGCGAGAACGGGAAGGCCGUGCGGAUAUGUCCCUCGUGCAAGAAAGGCCUAGGGAACUCCUCCAAGGCCGUGUUAGCGAAGCCGUGCGGACACGUGCUAUGCGGGAGCUGCGUGGAGAAAUUCAUGAAGCCGAGCAAGCACCACCACCACCACGACCCCCAUGCCACAGAGCCUCAGGCCUUGCGGUGCUACGUCUGCGACGCUGAUCUCGGAGGCGGCACUGCUCACGAAGAGAACCCCAAAGGCAAGAAGAAGGAGAAGGAGAAAGAGAAGAUCAAGCCGGGCUUGGUCGAGCUUAGGAGUGAGGGCACAGGGUAUUCGGCCGGUGGCGCCAACCAGGUGCGCAAGACCGGCGGUCCCGCGUUUCAGUGCUGAGCGGAUUUUCGAAUCUUACGUUGCGAUGACAUGCAUGUAUACUCGAAGAGCUGGUAAUUAGGGCGCUAAUAGUUCGCUUCGCGCCGCGGAUUUAACCCUGAAGUAGAACACGAGCUAGAAAACAGCAUUUCAGAUAUAUAGGCACAACUCCGCUGUUGUAAGUUUUACACCCCCUUUCUACUAGUCCCUUUUUUUCCAAGGUCUAUUUACAUGGAAGAA